AUGCGUCUCACAGGUGCCCUCGCUCUUCUGUUGGCCGUUGCCACAGCCUCUCCUGUUGCAGUCGCCGACAUUGGAUCCAAGGACGUCAAGGAGAUUAACGGUCUCCCUGUGGUCAGCGUCGAGGCUCUACAGUCCCUCGAGGCUCGCGGUGCCCUCAUCACCAAAGACGUCAUUGCUGCAGGCGAGGCCAAGGCCCCCGAGGAGAGCUCGCUCGAAGCCAGAGUGUGGCCCGCCUCUCAUCAGAGCGAUCACUUCAAGGCCGGAAACGGAUAUCUCCACAGGAUCAAGACUCGCAUCAUCGUCAGCGGAGUCCACCUCGUGGUCACUGCCUGGUUCAACGAUAUCCACACCUUGUUCGUGCAAUUCGAGCCUGAUUUCCCUAGUGCUCCCAACUAUUUGAUGGCUGGUUUUGAGGAUCUCGCUACCGGAGUGCUCAGACAGCCUUGGAGAAUCGUCUGGGAUAGUAUUUACAGCCUCACUACGAAGGGCGGUGAGACCUUCCAGUUUGACAACGAGUUUGUCAUGUGGUGGAAAUGA
Molecule: messenger RNA, 537 nt
Organism: Colletotrichum fioriniae
Lineage: Eukaryota; Fungi; Ascomycota; Sordariomycetes; Glomerellales; Glomerellaceae
Source: RefSeq, a predicted model, not a curated record